AUGAGCCCCUUCCGCAACGCCCUCGCUGGCACCCAGCAAUUCCUCCAAAAUGCCGCCUCCAACGCGCAGCCCAUGAUGCGGAGCGCCUACGCCGGCACGCAGCAGUUCUUCCACGACGCGGCCUCGACCACGCGCGACAAAGCCGCCGGCGUCGAGUGGGACAAAGCCCCCAAGCACAUCCAGGACUACAUAACCGAGCACCCGUACCAAACGGCCUUCUACGUCGUCAACGGCGUCGUCAUCGCCGCGCCGUUCGUCGUCGCUGGACCGCUGCUCGGCGCGGUCGGGUUCACGGCUGCUGGGCCGGCUGCUGGUUCGAUUGCCGCAGGAGCGCAGGGCGCUUCGGUUGCGGCGGGAAGCGUUUUCGCGACGUUACAGAGUGCGGCCAUGGGCGGAUACGGGGCGGCGGUUGUAGGCAGCACGGUACAGGCUGGCGCCGCGGUUGGGGGCGGGGCGGUGGGGGUUUGGAACUUCUUUCGUGGAUGGGGCGGUGGCGGCGAUGGCGAGAACAACAACAAUAGAGAUGGUGACGGCGACCAGUGUCCCGCGGAUCUGGGGGUCAAGGGCGAGGAGCACGGUCAGGGCGAGGAGCACAGUCAGGGCGAGCAAGGCGACCAGGACGUGUGCAAGGCGCGGCUGUGA
This is a messenger RNA of Lasiodiplodia theobromae, 642 nucleotides long. RefSeq lists its product as uncharacterized. The record is from RefSeq and is a predicted model, not a curated record. NCBI's taxonomy places the organism in Eukaryota, Fungi, Ascomycota, Dothideomycetes, Botryosphaeriales, Botryosphaeriaceae. The transcript has 2 exons. Bases 1 to 642 code for a protein of 213 amino acids. Gene Ontology annotation, cellular component: membrane.